This is a messenger RNA of Thlaspi arvense, 1392 nucleotides long. The record is from the annotation of a GenBank genome assembly. Lineage: Eukaryota; Viridiplantae; Streptophyta; Magnoliopsida; Brassicales; Brassicaceae.
AUGACCUCUGGUUUCUUCUUGUAUGCAUCAAGGUACGCCGUGCUUGGUGCGGGUUUUGCAGGAAUCUCUGUAGCGUGGCACCUCCUUAAUGACAGUCCAAAGGAUCUGAGAUUAAGUGUCGAUGUAUACGAUGAAAUUGGCAUCGGAGGUGGUGCUUCUGGAGUUUCUGGAGGCCUUCUCCACCCUUAUUCUCCUAAAGGGAAACUACUUUGGCAUGGCGCUGAGUGUUGGAGAGAAUGUUUAGAGCUCUUAAAUGUUGCUGAGUCAUCUUCUUCUUCUUCUUCCAGUUACACAUCUGCUACGGAGAAGGGAGACACUAACGAGAGUUUCGGAAAUUUUAUGGUUCGAAGAAGGGGAAUCUUGAGACCAGCAACAAAUGCCAAGACUUUGGAUUUAAUGAGUGAUAAUGCUCGAAACUGCCUUGCCAGUUGUGUAGUAGAGACUAUUGACAAUGAUGUUGCCCAAGACCUUGUUCCCAAUCUUUGCUUGCCUUUGAACCGCGCCUUCUACUAUCCAGGAGCUAUGAAUGUUAAUCCGCAGCGAUAUCUCCAGUCACUCUUUCUAGCAUGCCAGAACUCAGCAAAAGCAUCACUUGGAAGGCAAAACAUAACUUUGGUGAAGAAAUCUAUAAAUGAUGUGCUCGAACUUGAAGGAGAAUACGAUGCAGUUGUAAUAUGUCUUGGAUCCAAAGUAGACUUUCUUCCUGGGCUUACCGGGAAGCUCCCAUUGAGGACAUGCCGAGGUGUCAUUACUCAUCUGCAGUUACACGAGAGUGCGAGUGGAAGUUACCCGGAAGGUGGACCUUCGAUCUUAUCAGAUGCAUGGCUUGCUGUUCAGGGACCUCGUGAUCUACACAUGGGAUCCACAUGGGAAUGGCAAUCAAGAAACUACUCAUCGGAUGUCUCAGCAGAGGAAGCUUCAAGGGCUCUCGCCGAGCUUCUUCCGAAGGCGAGUGCAGUUUAUCCAGAGAUAGAGAAGUGGGAGCUUGCAGGAGCAAGGGCCGGUCUGAGAGCAAUGCCACCUGUCACGAGCCACGGUUCACUGCCGCUCUUGGGAUGUGUAGAUCAGCUCAUAGGAGGUGGAUCUUGCAAGUUCUGGGUGUUUGGAGGGCUCGGAUCAAGGGGACUACUCUAUCAUGGAUGGCUUGGGAAACUCAUGGCUAAAGCUGUUUUAUCUUGCAAUGAAGAACUAAUUCCUUCUGAACUAACUUCUUGGAAGAGAAAAACAAUUCUGACAAUCAGUUCCACUUUGAAGCUCAAACAAAGCUUGAGAAAGCUGAGGAGUCAUCUUGCAGAAGACCUUGUGGUUCUCCUUGUUCAACCAGGAUUCCGCGAUCAAGGAUCAGGAUGCUGUCCAAAUCAAGAACCGUUGAGAUGCGGUGAGCGAUGGUAA